AUGGUUAUAGAUUCAGAAACCAGUGGUACUCAUCACCGGCGACUCACUUUCGCCGCCUUCUUAAACACCAAUCUCUCCGCCGACGAAGAAGAACAGAGCCAUGGUGCUGCUGCUGAUGUCAUCAAUCCAAGUAGUAACAAGAACAACAAGAACAACCAACAACGUCAAAGCAAUGCUUCCACCACGAGCGGUGACUCGUCUCCUAAUCAGAUUCUAUCUCCAUGGAACCAGACUUACUCUCCGUACUACACCGACACAACAACAACUACGCCGAUGAUGUCUCCCUCCCCGUGGAACCAGACUUACUCACCUUACUACAAGUCCCCCUGGAUCUACCAGACACGAAACAACAUCGAUGAUGAUUCAGACAAUGGUUUGAUCGGUACGAUCGUGAGACAAGAAGGUCACGUCUACUCGUUAGCUGCUUCUGGAGAUCUUCUAUUCACUGGAUCCGAUUCCAAGAACAUUCGGGUCUGGAAAGAUCUCAAGGAUUUCGCCGGGUUUAAAUCAACAAGCGGUUUAGUUAAAGCGAUUGUGAUAACCGGAGAUAACCGGAUCUUCACGGGUCAUCAAGACGGUAAAAUCCGGGUUUGGAGAGGCUCUAAAAGAAGAACCGGAGGCUACUCACGAAUCGGAAGCUUACCGACUCUUAAAGAGUUUUUAGCGAAGUCGGUUAACCCCAAGAACUACGUCGAGGUUCGUCGCCGAAAAAACGUUCUUAAGAUACGACACUACGACGCCGUUUCGUGCCUGAGCUUGAACGAAGAGCUCGGUUUACUCUACUCCGGUUCUUGGGACAAGACUCUCAAAGUCUGGAGACUCUCCGAUUCCAAAUGUCUCGAAUCGAUUCAAGCUCACGACGACGCCGUCAACACCGUAGCCGCCGGGUUCGACGAUUUGCUAUUCACCGGAUCCGCCGACGGAACCUUGAAAGUGUGGAAACGUGAGCUUCAAGGAAGAGGGACGAAGCAUUUUCUUGUUAACGUGCUGAUGAAGCAAGAGAACGCUGUGACGGCGUUGGCGGUUAAUUUAACGGCGUCUGUUGUUUACUGUGGAUCUUCUGACGGCACGGUUAGUUUUUGGGAAGGGAAGAAGUAUAUUUCUCACGGCGGGACUCUCCGCGGCCACCGUAUGGCGGUACUCUGCCUCGCCGCCGCCGGGAGUUUGGUGCUGAGCGGCGGAGCGGAUAAGAAUAUUUGCGUGUGGAGGAGGAACGGUGAUGGGACACACUCGUGUCUCUCGGUGUUGAUGGACCACGUGGGACCCGUGAAGUGUUUGACGGCGGUGGAAGAGGCGGAGGAGGAAGGAGUUGGAAGGUGGAUAGUGUAUAGCGGAAGCUUGGAUAAAUCGGUGAAGGUGUGGCGAGUGAAGGAGACGGCGUCUCCGGUGUUAAGCUGA
This is a messenger RNA of Eruca vesicaria subsp. sativa (arugula), 1398 nucleotides long. NCBI's taxonomy places the organism in Eukaryota, Viridiplantae, Streptophyta, Magnoliopsida, Brassicales, Brassicaceae. The record is from the annotation of a GenBank genome assembly.